This is a messenger RNA of Ogataea haglerorum, 813 nucleotides long. RefSeq lists its product as uncharacterized. NCBI's taxonomy places the organism in Eukaryota, Fungi, Ascomycota, Pichiomycetes, Pichiales, Pichiaceae. Gene Ontology annotation, biological process: biosynthetic process; conversion of methionyl-tRNA to N-formyl-methionyl-tRNA. The coding region runs from base 1 to 813 and encodes 270 amino acids. Gene Ontology annotation, cellular component: mitochondrion. Gene Ontology annotation, molecular function: methionyl-tRNA formyltransferase activity. The record is from RefSeq and is a predicted model, not a curated record. The transcript is spliced from 2 exons.
AUGCCCAAAAUCGCAUACUUUGGCUCAGACAAGUUUUCGAUUCGGUGUCUGACGCAUCUGCUUCCGAAAUACGCCGACGCUGUCACUGUGGUUGCACGGACGGCCAAGUUGAGCGGCCGUGGGCUCAGACAAUACAAGGAACCGCUCAUCGUGGAGUACGCCAGCCAAGCAGGUCUGCCGGUUGUGCGCGCAGACGAGCGUGCAGACUUCGACCUGCUGAGGGGCCAGUUCGACAUCUGUGUGGCAGUGUCGUUCGGGCUGCUAAUUCCAGCCUCGUUUCUCGAGUCGCUCAAAUACCCGGGUCUCAACGUGCAUCCGUCGCUGCUGCCAGCGUUCUCUGGGCCGGCCCCUAUGCAACGCGCACUGCUCAGCCACCAGAAGUACACCGGGGUCUCCUUGCAGACGCUCGAUAAGAAGAGGUUUGAUCGCGGGCGCAUUCUGGCGCAGGAGAGACAAGAAAUCGCCGAAGCAGAGACCCUGGAUUCUCUGUGCGAGAAACUGGCCGAUUCCGGGGGCAAGCUGCUGAGAAACUCUUUGGACACCGGCCUGUACGAGCCGCAGAAUUACCCUUCCUUCGUUUCGCAGGAAAGCUACUCGUACGCUGCGAAAAUAAAGCCUGCAGAGAAACACAUCGACUGGAACAACUACACGACAGAACACAUCAUGCGGCGCCAGAAUACGCUCGGGCCCCUUUUUGCCAAUGUCCAGGCCGUCUCGAAGGAGAAUCAGCCCAUCCUCAAGCGCGUGUACCUGCCAAACUUGCAACCAGCUACCAUGCGCCAAGAUCGGCAGCAAAAUUCAUCAGCAGCCUGA